AUGACUUCAAUGGCAGCCGAGUCCGUGGCCACGAUUCUCUGCACGGCAAAGCAGACUCGUUUCAACAUUGAUAGCUCCAACUACCGCGAACUCGACAUUGAUGGCCUCAACAUCGUCGUCACUUCUGGCGAGAAGGCGUCCAAAUCCGAAAAGUCAUCUAGCAAAUCAAAAGGCAAAGCGAAAUCAGAUGGCUUGGAGAUUCUUUCGAAUGCCAAACUGCGGCUGAAGGAGGGUCAGCGGUAUGCCCUUGUUGGGCGGAAUGGCACGGGAAAGUCGACGCUGCUCAAGGCUAUCGCGCAGAAGCUCAUCCCAGGAAUCCCAGAAGACUCUAGGAUUGCGCUGCUGCAGCAGACGAAGCUUACCGAGUCCGAGGACGAUAGGACGACAGAGGAGAGCAGUGGCAAAGGCAGUGUACUGCAGGAGGUCAUUGAGCGUGCCACGGCACGGAGCGUGGUUGAGCAGGAAAUCAAAGUUCUCUCAGAAGCUGUCAACGCUUCGGAUCCCUACGCCCCUGUUCGAGCUCUGAGAAACCUGAAGCACGGAAAGCUUCAGCAACGCCUCUUUCUCGUCGACAAAGAGGCCAGACUUCGAAGCGGUGCCCGGGGACUUCAGGCCAGGAAAGCUCUGGUGGCCUUUGAAAAGAUUGUUGCAGAUUCGCAAGCCCUACUAGAUCAACCAGACGAUGAAGUCUCCGCCGAAGCCCUCCAAGCAGAGACCCAGGAGGCAGCCGACAUGCUCGCAGAUCUGCAAAGCCAGAUCGAACCGUCACGGCUCGCUCAGAUCGAAAUACAAGCUCGGAACAUUCUCACAGGUCUUGGUUUUACAGAGGCAUACUGGGAGAAGCCUCUGUCCAGCCUCUCCGGUGGCUGGCACAUGCGGACUGCACUGGCCUCGGCUCUGCUUCAAGAGGCUGAUAUCAUGAUCCUCGACGAACCGACCAACUUUCUAGAUUUACUGGGAAUCGUCUGGCUGCAGCGAUAUCUCCUCUCGUUAGCCGACAAAGAGAAGCCCCCUACACUGAUCCUCGUCUCUCACGACCGCGACUUUAUCUCCCUCUGCACUGAUCUCAUCAUUCUCAAGGACAAGCAGCUCACGUACUUCCACGGCGACAUCCAGACCUACGAACGCUCCCAAUCCGAACGUCGUCAAUGGCUCACCAAGAUGAAAGAAGCCCAAGACAAACAAAGAGCUCACAUCGAAAAGACUAUAGCUCAGAACCUCAAAGCCGGCAAGGCAAAUGACGACCAGAAUAAGAUCCGACAAGCCAAGUCCCGGCAAAAGAAGCUCGACGACCGCUGGGGCAUGCAGGUCAGCGCCAAGGGCACCCGCUUCAAGCUGAAUCGGGAUCUCGUGGGCUUUUUCCUGACGAGUCGCGAGGGAAUUGAUAUUCCGCCCGAGCAGAGACCCGUUGUGAUUUCACUGCCAGAACCGCCUGAGCUGAGGUUUCCAGGGUCGCUCAUUUCACUGGAGAAGGCUUCGUAUCGGUACUCUCCCAAGGCGCCCCUGAUUCUGCAGGAUGUUACGCUUACUGUUGGGAUGGGCGACCGGAUCGGCAUUCUGGGUUUGAACGGGGCGGGCAAAUCGACGCUCAUCAAGCUGCUCGUCGGAGAGUCCGCGCCGACAUCUGGUACUCUGACGACGCAUCCUCGUCUAAGGAUGGGAUACUACUCGCAGCAUGCAGUAGAAGAGCUCAAGAACAUUGGCCGUUCCGAGCAGGGCAUUACUUCACUGGCCCUGUUUACAAAGGAGGUGGAGGGGGCACUGAAUGAAGGUGAGAUACGUGGUUUAUUGGGGACCCUGGGACUGCCUGGCCGGCUCGCAUCGGACGUUCCCAUUUCCAAGCUUUCUGGUGGUCAACUGGUGCGGUGCCAGCUGGCGAGGCUGUUCUGGAAACAUCCGCAGUGUCUGAUCCUCGAUGAAGUCACCACGCAUCUCGACUAUGAGACGGUGACGGCUCUACGGGAGGCACUGAACGAAUGGGAGGGCGCCGUGGUGCUUGUGAGUCACGACAGGUGGUUCAUGCGAGGGGCCAUUGAAGGACAAGUAGAGGAUGACGGCGAUGACGACGACGAAGAUGACGACGAGGAGGAGGAAGCGAAGCGGAGAAGAAUCGUCUAUCGGCUGAAAGGGGGAGCAUUGACUGAGCUCAAGGAUGGCGUGGAAGGAUUCUCACGCAUUGUCGAGAAGAGGGUCAAGAACUUGUUAGAAGGUCUAUAA
This is a messenger RNA of Trichoderma reesei QM6a, 2217 nucleotides long. RefSeq lists its product as uncharacterized. NCBI's taxonomy places the organism in Eukaryota, Fungi, Ascomycota, Sordariomycetes, Hypocreales, Hypocreaceae. The record is from RefSeq and is a predicted model, not a curated record. The transcript has 5 exons. Gene Ontology annotation, molecular function: ATP hydrolysis activity; ATP binding. Bases 1 to 2217 code for a protein of 738 amino acids.